Messenger RNA from Nannospalax galili (Upper Galilee mountains blind mole rat), 4183 nucleotides. It is a transcript of the gene Hdac7, whose product is annotated as histone deacetylase 7. The transcript is spliced from 27 exons. Gene Ontology annotation, molecular function: histone deacetylase activity. NCBI's taxonomy places the organism in Eukaryota, Metazoa, Chordata, Mammalia, Rodentia, Spalacidae. The record is from RefSeq and is a predicted model, not a curated record. Gene Ontology annotation, biological process: negative regulation of transcription by RNA polymerase II; chromatin organization. Gene Ontology annotation, cellular component: histone deacetylase complex. Bases 361 to 3222 code for a protein of 953 amino acids.
AGAACAGCACAGCUUUCCAGAGUGCCACACCCAUGAACCUACACCUGGGAAGGACCUGGGAUCCCUGCCCCAGGAUCCAUGAGGAGAAGCCCCCAGAGGUGGGAUGGAAGAUCUGGAUGCAGCAACUGAAGCUCGACUGGGUAUAAUUGUGUUUCUUGUUCUCCCUACCCGAUCUCCGAGCCCAAGUCCUUGUUACUGCAGACCCUUAUUCCUGUCAGUUUAUGGCCUCCCAGGAACUGACUGUCCACCCUCUGGACUCAGGAUGAAACCCAGGUGAGCCCGGGUGUCCACUGCCCCACUCCCCCUGGCACAGGCCGUCCUGCCCUCCGGCCAGACACGCCAGGCUCUCAACCCCAGCCCAUGGACUUGCGAGUGGGCCAGCGGCCCACAGUGGAAGCCCCACCAGAGCCCACACUGCUGGCUCUACAGCACCCCCAGCGCCUGCACCGACAUCUCUUCCUAGCAAGCCUACCACAGCAACAGCGCUCAGCCGAGCCCAUGAGGCUCUCAAUGGACCCACCAAUGCCAGAGCUGCAGGGGGGACAGCAGGAGCAAGAGCUGCGGCAACUCCUCAAUAAAGACAAGAGCAAGCGGAGUGCCGUAGCCAGCAGUGUGGUGAAGCAGAAGCUGGCUGAGGUGAUCCUGAAGAAGCAGCAGGCAGCUCUGGAGAGAACAGUCCACCCUAGUAGCCCCAGCAUUCCCUACAGAACUCUUGAGCCCUUGGACACCGAGGGUGCCGCCCGCACCAUGCUCAGCAGCUUUCUGCCUCCUAUUCCAAGCCUGCCCACUGAACCCCCGGAACACUUUCCCCUGCGUAAGACAGUGUCUGAGCCCAACCUGAAGCUGCGCUACAAGCCCAAGAAGUCCCUGGAGCGGCGCAAGAACCCCCUGCUCCGAAAGGAGAGCGCCCCACCCAGCCUCCGUAGGCGGCCUGCAGAGACCCUCGGAGAUUCCUCCCCCAGCAGUAGCAGCACACCUGCGUCAGGGUGCAGCUCCCCUAAUGACAGCGAACAUGGCCCCAACCCUGCCCUGGGCUCCGAGGCGCUCUUGGGCCAGCGGCUGCGGCUGCAGGAAACUUCUCUGGCCCCGUUCGCCUUGCCGACAGUAUCCUUGCUGCCCGCAAUCACACUGGGGCUGCCCGCCCCUGCCAGGGCUGAUGGUGACCGUAGGACCCAUUCAACUUUGGGCCCUCGGGGUCCAGUUCUGGGGAGUCCCCAUGCUCCCCUCUUCAUGCACCAUGGUCUGGAGCCUGAGUCUGGGGGCACCUUGCCCUCACGUCUGCAACCCAUUCUCCUGCUGGAUCCCUCGGUCUCUCAUGCCCCCCUGUGGACUGUGCCCGGGCUUGGACCCUUGCCCUUCCACUUUGCCCAGCCCUUACUGACCACAGAGCGCCUCUCCGGGUCAGGCCUCCACCGGCCACUGAACCGGACCCGUUCAGAGCCCUUACCCCCCAGUGCCACUGCCUCCCCUCUGCUGGGCCCCCUGCAGCCCCGCCAGGACCGGCUCAAACCUCAUGUCCAAUUAAUCAAGCCAGCCUUCACUCAAUCCCAGAGGCCAGCCAAGCCGAGUGAAAAGCCCCGACUGCGACAGAUACCUUCAGCUGAGGACCUAGAGACAGAUGGUGGGGGAGCAGGGCCUGUGGUGAAUGAUAGCCUGGAACACAGGGAGUCAAGCCAUGGGCAGCCCGAAGUCCGUGGCCCUGUUUCUCUGCAGCAGCACCAGCAGGUGCUGCUCUGGGAACAGCAGCGUCUGGCUGGGCGGCUCCCCCAGGGAAGUGCCGGAGACUCUGUGCUGCCUCCUCUGGCCCAGGUCGGACACCGGCCCCUGUCCAGGACCCAGUCUUCCCCAGCAGCACCUGCCUCCCUGCUGACCCCAGAGCCCACCUGCCAGAAGCGAGUCCUCAGCAGCUCAGAGACCCCUGCCACAGGGCUGGUCUAUGACUCAGUGAUGCUGAAGCACCAAUGUUCCUGUGGAGACAACAGCAAGCACCCUGAGCACGCAGGCCGUAUCCAGAGCAUCUGGUCCCGACUGCAGGAACGGGGUCUCCGGAGCCAGUGUGAGUGUCUCCGGGGCCGAAAGGCCUCCCUAGAGGAGCUGCAGUCAGUCCACUCUGAAAGGCAUGUGCUUCUCUACGGUACCAACCCACUCAGCCGCCUCAAACUGGACAAUGGGAAGCUGACAGGACUCCUGGCACAGCGGAUGUUUGUGAUGCUCCCCUGUGGUGGGGUUGGGGUGGAUACUGACACCAUCUGGAACGAGCUACAUUCCUCCAACGCAGCCCGCUGGGCCGCAGGCAGUGUCACUGAUCUUGCCUUCAAAGUGGCUUCCCGUGAGCUAAAGAAUGGUUUUGCUGUGGUGCGGCCCCCAGGACAUCAUGCAGAUCAUUCUACAGCCAUGGGCUUCUGCUUCUUCAACUCAGUGGCCAUCGCCUGCCGACAGCUGCAACAACAAGGCCAGGCCAGCAAGAUCCUCAUUGUGGACUGGGAUGUUCACCAUGGCAAUGGCACCCAGCAAACCUUCUACCAGGACCCCAACGUACUGUACAUCUCUCUUCAUCGCCAUGAUGACGGCAACUUCUUCCCAGGCAGUGGGGCGGUGAAUGAGGUGGGCACUGGCAGUGGCGAAGGCUUCAAUGUCAAUGUGGCCUGGGCUGGGGGCUUGGACCCCCCAAUGGGGGAUCCUGAGUACCUGGCCGCCUUCAGAAUAGUGGUGAUGCCCAUCGCCCAAGAAUUCUCUCCAGACCUGGUCCUGGUGUCUGCUGGGUUUGAUGCUGCUGAAGGUCAUCCAGCCCCGUUGGGUGGCUACCAUGUUUCUGCCAAAUGUUUUGGGUACAUGACGCAGCAGCUGAUGAACUUGGCAGGAGGUGCAGUGGUGUUGGCCUUAGAGGGUGGUCAUGACCUCACAGCUAUCUGUGAUGCCUCCGAGGCCUGUGUAGCUGCUCUUCUGGGCAACAAGGUGGACCCCCUUUCAGAAGAAGCCUGGAAACAGAAACCCAACCUCAAUGCCAUCCGCUCUCUAGAAGCUGUGAUUGGGGUGCACAGUAAAUACUGGAGCUGCAUGCAGCGCUUGGCUUCCUGUCCAGAAUCCUGGCUGCCCAGGGUGCCAGGUGCUGAUGCAGAAGUGGAGGCGGUGACUGCACUGGCCUCCCUCUCAGUGGGCAUCCUGGCUGAAGACAGGCCCUCAGAGCAGCUGGUGGAAGAGGAAGAACCUAUGAAUCUCUAGGGUUACAGAACAGAUCACCUACCCUUCAGACGUGGCUCUGCUCACCUCUGCCACCACUCUGUUCCUGGGUCUUCAGAGAUCCUGUGGGCAGGUAGUCGGGUCCAGAGCACAGCCUACCUUGACAGCCACCCCAGGGAACUUGCGAAGGCCCCUGGUUUGUAGGGCCCAGAGAAGACUCUAGGAGGAGGCAGGCUGAGCACUGGAGCCUAGCUGGGCUGUCCAGAACAGAUGUCAGCCCUCUGGUGUCCAGGCUCCUAGCUGUGGCCUCCAUCCCUCAGGACUGCACAGAGGAGGACUGGCUCAAGUGAGCCCACCCUUAACCACUAUUCUUAGCUCAGUAGACCCUAGACUUUGCACACCGACCCCGGCUCCAAGCAGAAAAUGUGAACUUGGCCUCAGCCAGGGUGGCCCUUCCCAGGCUCUGAAAGGGCUGGAGGAGUUGAGGGAGCCAGGGGUCCCCUAGUCUGAGUGCAGGAGAAUCUCCUCUUACCUGCUUUCUUGGAUGCCUCUAGAAACUUCCUCAUAGCACUGGGCUCUGAGAGCCAUUCUGAGCUGCUCUCUCCCUGUGAGCAGUCACCUGCAAACCUCCCAUCUGGUUGCUGUCCUGCCAGAGGCCACCCCAUGUGGACCAUCUCAGUGCCCUGGUGCAGUGGACGGGUACUCUCUUGAGUCCUGUGCCUCCUGACCCAAUGGUGCCAAACCUUCAUCUCCCCUCAGAAGCACAACAUGAGCCUUCUGUUUCUGGGUCUCCCCCACUCCAGCUCUGACUCCUGCCCCACAUGCUGAAGGGGAACGGGGUGGGAGAACAGAUAGACAUGGGGCAGGGGAGGCCGCCCUGGCAGUCUUCAAGGCUUUUGAGGUCUAGGCCUGGGGCCAAGAAAGAGUAUUUGUGUGUGUGCGUAUGUGUGCAAGAGUGUGCGUGUGUGUGUCUCUCCCAAGACCCACCCUACUUUAUGUAUGU